CUCCAACUCAGCUCCGAUCCAAAACAGAACCGAUUCGGCUUAUUUUGUUUUGCCGAUCAUUCAGACAGUGAAAAAAAGGAAACAAAGACAUUCUGUGAUUGCAGUUCAUCGAUUAAGGAUGUUCAAGAAAAUAAUUUCGUUGCUUUUUGUGGUGCAGUUCCUUGCAAUUGCCGAUGGGGACUUGAUCAGAAUUCCUUUGCACAAGUUUGACUCAGCUCGUCGCCAUUUUAUGAGCGUUGGAACUGAAUUGUCGCAGGUUCGUUUGUCAAAUUACAACAAUGUUGAAGGACCAACACCCGAGCCAUUGUCAAACUAUCUUGAUGCUCAAUAUUAUGGAGCAAUUUCAAUUGGAACUCCGCCACAGUCGUUUAAGGUUGUCUUUGACACAGGCAGUUCCAACUUAUGGAUUCCAUCAAAACAAUGCUCACUCAUGAACAUCGCCUGCUUAAUGCACAACAAGUACGAUGCCAAGAAGAGCUCAACAUUCGAGAAAAAUGGAACCGCAUUUCACAUCGAAUAUGGCAGUGGCUCAUUGAGUGGUUAUUUGUCAACAGACAUAGUCAAUAUUGGCGGAUUGAACAUUCAAAAGCAAACAUUUGCUGAGGCAAUUUCUGAACCUGGUCUGGUGUUUGUUGCUGCUAAGUUUGAUGGAAUUUUGGGACUUGGAUACAAAUCGAUUUCUGUUGAUGGAGUUGAACCUCCUUUUUAUAAUAUGUUCAACCAAGGACUUGUUCCACAACCGGUGUUCUCAUUCUACUUGAAUCGUGAUCCUAAUAGCAAGGAGGGUGGAGAAAUCAUUUUCGGCGGCAGCGAUCCAGACCAUUAUGAAGGUGACUUUACAUACCUUCCAGUCAACCGCAAAGCUUACUGGCAAUUCAAAAUGGACGGCGUAAAAGUCGGAGACAAAGCAUUCUGCAAUGGUGGAUGUCAAGCAAUUGCAGACACAGGAACUUCACUCAUUGCUGGACCAGCUAAGGAAGUCACAGAAAUUAACAAGGCUAUUGGUGGAACUCCAAUUUUGAAUGGACAAUACAUAGUUGAUUGUAGCUUGAUCCCUAAAUUGCCAACAAUUACAUUCACUUUGGGUGGAAAGGACUUUAGUUUAAGUGGUGCUGAUUAUAUUUUGAGAAUUGCUCAGAUGGGCAAAACAAUUUGUUUGAGUGGAUUUAUGGGAAUUGACAUUCCACCACCUAAUGGUCCAUUGUGGAUUCUUGGUGACGUCUUUAUCGGUCGAUACUACACAGAAUUCGACUUCGGCAAUGAUCGUGUUGGAUUUGCCGUCACAAAAUAAGCCAAAGAUUCAGUUUUAAUUCCUAAUUCUUUUGACUUUUCAAAAUUAAUCAUUUAAAAAUGAAAAAAAAAAUUCCCAGCAAGACUUAACAGCCACAGUAAGGCUUCACAUUCUAUUAAUUUCAAUUCCCGAUGACUGAAAAAAGUUGAAGUUUAAUG
Molecule: messenger RNA, 1449 nt
Organism: Chironomus riparius
Lineage: Eukaryota; Metazoa; Arthropoda; Insecta; Diptera; Chironomidae
Source: the annotation of a GenBank genome assembly